CAGAUGGGGGCUUCCUGCGUGAGAACAAUGUGUUUGACUUUUGAAUUUUCUCUCCUCUCUCUUCUCCCAUAUACCUGUAAUACAAGAAGUUAUGUAAUCCCAUUCUUCUUCAAAACCCGAAGCAGCCCAGACGAAAAUAUUGCACCAUCUCUCUCAAAAAUUUCGCUUAUAUUGAAACCAAGUCUUGACACUACAGUUACUGAUACUACUUGCUAUAUAUUAUCUGCUUUGUAUUGUAUAGUUUCUGCGUAUGUUGCGCAUACGUUCAUUCUGCUAUUGCUGAGUUUGAAGUAGUGCACAGAGAACAUUGUCGGGCUUGAAUACAAUUUCUGUUGUUUGUGUGUAUUAGUGUUUUUGUACAUGUUGGCUGAGGCUAGAUUCUGGGUUUUCUUCUGCCUUUAUAUUAUCUUGAGCUCUGCUGUGGUUGGGUGUUGGGCAGUCCCAAAUCAUACUAAAUUUGGUUGUUCCUGAUUGGUUUGAUUCUGAUCUGUUGAAAGGAUCUACGAUCUUCGGGUCAUGGCCUGGCAACAGCGUCCACUUUUGAUUCCUUCUCCAAGAAGUCCAGGAGUUGCAGAGCUUCCUUACACACCUGUUUUUAUUGACCAAUUGAAAGAAACAAAGUCUGUAUCACAUAUCACCGUAUCACCUUUUGCUAUGGAUUCAAACACCCGUGCUGAGACUUCCACAUUCCCCGAUUCCUUCCGCAGCUUGUCUAGAAGAACUAUGUCUUGGAAUAGGUCUAGGGGCUCUAGGGCAAGUUCUAUUAGGGAAGAUAAUUCCGGAGGGUUAGGAUUAAGGGGCGCGAGACAUGGAUCACAUGGUGCUGGUUCAGAGGGGUUUAGCUCAUCUCUGAAGGAUAUUAGUGAUGCGGACGCCAGAUUGGUAUAUAUAAAUGAUCCUGCCAAGACUAAUGAAAAUUUCAAAUUCGCUAGUAAUUCAAUUAAGACAGGAAAAUAUUCCAUCAUUACCUUCAUACCUCGAAACCUCUUUGAACAAUUCCGUAGAGUUGCAUAUAUUUAUUUUCUUGUGAUUGCUAUCCUUAAUCAAUUGCCCCAGCUGGCAGUUUUUGGUCGGGAAGCUUCUAUUAUUCCACUAGCUUUUGUAUUAUUAGUCACAGCAGUUAAAGAUGCCUAUGAAGACUAUAGGAGACAUAGGUCUGAUAAGGUUGAGAACCAUCGAUUGGCUUCGGCUUUGAUUAAUGGUCAAUAUGAACAAAAAAAAUGGAAAGAUGUAAGGGUAGGAGAAAUCAUCAAAAUCUCUUCAAACGAACCUAUCCCGUGUGACAUGGUGCUGCUCUCUACUAGUGAUACUACUGGAGUUGCAUAUAUUGAGACAAUUAAUUUGGAUGGAGAAUCAAAUUUGAAGACACGGUAUGCUAAACAGGAGACCCAAAUGAGAAAUCCAGAAAAGGAGAAUGUAUGUGGAUUGAUCAAGUGUGAGAAACCCAAUAGAAACAUUUAUGGAUUUCAUGCAAACAUGGAGAUAGAGGGAAAACUUGUUCCACUUGGACCUUCCAAUAUUAUUCUACGUGGUUGUGAACUCAAGAAUACUGCUUGGGCAAUUGGGGUUGCAGUAUAUGCUGGAAGUGAGACAAAGGCUAUGCUGAAUAACUCUGGAGCUCCAUCAAAGAGGAGCCGUCUUGAGACUCGUAUGAACUGUGAGAUAAUUUUCCUCUCAUUUUUCCUUGUUGCUUUGUGUACAGUAGUCACUAUUUGUGCUGGUGUUUGGCUGAGGCAUCACAAGGAUGAUCUAGACAUGAUCCCAUUCUUUCGGGAAAAAAACUAUUCAAAGCGCGAAGUUAAGAACUACAAUUAUUAUGGUUGGGGAGCAGAAAUAGUAUUCACGUUUCUCAAGUGUGUUAUUGUCUACCAAGUCAUGAUCCCUAUAUCAUUAUACAUAUCCAUGGAGCUUGUUCGUAUUGGUCAGGCUUAUUUUAUGAUUCAAGAUUCCCAGAUGCUUGAUGAAGCCUCAAACUCAAGAUUCCAAUGUAGGGCGCUUAAUAUAAAUGAAGAUUUGGGACAAGUGAAAUACGUUUUCUCUGAUAAAACUGGUACAUUAACUGAGAACAAGAUGGAAUUUCAAUGUGCAAGCAUUUGGGGAGUAGAUUAUGGUAGCACUGGCAGCAGAAUGUCCAGUCUUGUAGAUGAUCAAGAAGCAUACAACAUUCAAGAGGAUGGGCAUGUUUUAAGGCCCAAGAUGAACGUAAAGGUGGACGAAGAGCUUAUUAGAUUAUUGAAAGUUGGAAAACAUACGGAUGAAGAAAACCAUGUUCAUGAUUUCUUCCUAGCAUUGGCUGCUUGCAACACUAUUGUUCCUCUUACUACGGAUUCACCCAAUCCUGCAGUAAAAUGGAUUGAAUAUCAAGGAGAGUCUCCGGAUGAGCAGGCAUUGGUGUAUGCAGCAGCAGCGUAUGGUUUCAUGCUUAUUGAACGAACAUCUGGCCAUAUUGUUAUUGAUAUCCAAGGAGAAAAACAAAGAUUCGAUGUUUUGGGUUUGCAUGAGUUUGACAGUGAUAGGAAGAGGAUGUCAGUAAUGUUAGGUUGCCCUGAUAAAACAAUAAAGCUCUUUGUUAAAGGUGCUGAUACAACCAUGUUUAGUGUAAUCAAUGCCUCGUUGAACUUGGACAUAGUUCGUGCAACUGAAUCACAUCUCCAUUCUUAUUCGUCAAUGGGUUUAAGAACUCUUGUGGUGGGAAUGAGAGAAUUGAGUAUUUCUGAAUUUCAACGAUGGCAGACUUCUUAUGAGGCCGCAAGUACUGCUGUAAUUGGGAGGGCUGCUUUACUUUGUAAAGUUGCUACUGAUAUUGAAAGCAAUCUUGGCAUACUAGGAGCUUCAGGAAUAGAAGAUAAACUGCAACAAGGUGUCCCAGAAGCGAUCGAGUCUUUGAGAUUAGCUGGCAUUAAAGUUUGGGUUUUGACGGGGGACAAGCAAGAAACAGCAAUUUCAAUUGGCUACUCGUCUAGGCUUAUAACGAGUACAAUGACACAUAUUACGGUUCAAUGCAACUCUAAGGAUUCAUGCAAGAGGACUUUGGAUGAUGCAAUGAGUUUAACUAAGAAGAUUAUGGCACAUACUUCUGAAACAAAAUUUGUAGCUAAUGCCAAUUCAGUUGCAUUGAUCAUUGACGGAACGAGCCUUGUGUAUAUCCUUGACAGUGAUCUUGAAGAGCAGUUGUUCCAACUAGCUAGCAACUGUACUGUGGUACUGUGCUGUCGAGUAGCUCCUCUGCAAAAAGCUGGCAUUGUUGCUCUCAUUAAAAACCGAACAGAUGAGAUGACCCUUGCAAUCGGAGAUGGUGCAAAUGAUGUUUCAAUGAUCCAAACUGCUGAUGUGGGGAUAGGUAUCAAUGGCCAAGAAGGUCGUCAAGCUGUCAUGGCUUCAGAUUUUGUGAUGGGCCAGUUCAGAUUUUUGGUUCCGCUUUUAUUGGUUCAUGGACAUUGGAACUACCAGCGAUUGGGCUACAUGAUAUUAUACAACUUUUACAGGAAUGCUCUGUUGGUUUUUGUCCUGUUCUGGUAUGCACUCUUUACGGCUUUCACUUUGACUACUGCCAUCACUGACUGGAGUAGUGUUCUGUACUCAAUAAUCUACACCUCUCUCCCUACAGUUGUUGUUGGAAUUCUUGAAAAGGAUUUAGGCAGAAUGACUCUUAUGAAGUGCCCUCAACUUUAUGGAGCUGGACAGAGAGAAGAAGGCUACAACCGGAAAUUGUUUUGGCUGACAAUGACGGACACUAUAUGGCAAAGUGCAGUUUCAUUUUUUGUGCCUCUUCUUGCAUACAGGAAAAAUGAUAUUGAUAUGUCAAGCAUUGGCGAUCUUUGGACACUUGCAGUGGUUAUUUUGGUCAACCUACAUUUAGCCAUGGAUGUAAUUCAUUGGAAUUGGAUUACCCAUGUUGCCAUUUGGGGAUCUAUUAUAGCAACUGUUAUCUGUGUCAUUAUCAUUGAUGCAUUGCCUUUUCUUCCUGGUUAUUGGGCCAUCUUCCACAUUGCAGGAGACGCGCCGUUUUGGUUGUGCUUGGCUAGUAUCAUUGUAGCCGCUUUAAUUCCCCGAUUCAUGUUAAAAGCAUUUGUUCAGUACCUCUUUCCUAGUGACAUUCAGAUUGCAAGAGAGAAAGAGAAGUUUGGUGACAGGACGCAGUCUCAAGAGGCAGAAAUGGAAAUGAACACUGUUGUUGAUUCUCCUCAGAGAUGAGCUUCCCUUCUUUCCCACGUCUUUUAAUGUUUGUCAAUCUUUAUGUUGCCACUACAUGCUGCCAGUUUAUGUAUAUGAUUUGCAUCACAUGUAUAUUGGGCAGUGUGUGAUAAAGAAUUUAGUGAAUUUUUUUUUAUUAUUUUAAUAUAGGUACAAUUAAAAUACAGUUAGUCGA
Molecule: messenger RNA, 4369 nt
Organism: Cuscuta campestris
Lineage: Eukaryota; Viridiplantae; Streptophyta; Magnoliopsida; Solanales; Convolvulaceae
Source: the annotation of a GenBank genome assembly